This is a messenger RNA of Betta splendens (Siamese fighting fish), 1571 nucleotides long. It is a transcript of the gene scrn3, whose product is annotated as secernin 3. The transcript is spliced from 8 exons. Gene Ontology annotation, biological process: proteolysis. Lineage: Eukaryota; Metazoa; Chordata; Actinopteri; Anabantiformes; Osphronemidae. The record is from RefSeq and is a predicted model, not a curated record. The coding region runs from base 134 to 1390 and encodes 418 amino acids. Gene Ontology annotation, molecular function: dipeptidase activity; cysteine-type exopeptidase activity.
CCAGUGUGAAUCUAACUUCACAUUGGUCACGUGACUUUACUGGUUCCGUGUCAAACCAGUCAGCAAUAGAAGUAAAUAGAAACAUACACGAGAAUAGAAAGUGACUGCGGGCAAACGUAGUUCGUCAUUCACAAUGCUCCCAUCCUCCUGUGACACCUUUGUGGCUUUGCCACCUUCUACUGAGGGACAAUUCAUCAUCUUUGGGAAAAACUCUGACAGACCUUGUGAUGAAGUCCAGGAGGUGGUGUAUUUUCCUGCCAGAGACUAUGGUGCAGGAGAGAAAGUUGAGUGCACAUACAUAGAGGUUGAGCAGGUUGCCCACACUUACGCAGUGGUGUUGAGCAGACCAGCUUGGCUGUGGGGGGCAGAGAUGGGCGCAAAUGAGCAUCAAGUGUGCAUUGGAAAUGAGGCAGUGUGGGGCAGAGAGAGUGCGGACGGGGACGAGGCCCUUCUCGGCAUGGACCUCGUCAGGCUGGGGCUUGAGAGAGCUGACACCGCGGAGGGAGCUGUGGAUGUUGUCACGGAGCUGCUGGAGAAAUAUGGUCAGGGCGGAUCUUGCAUGGAGGACGAGAGUGGCUUCACCUACCACAACAGCUUCCUCAUCUCGGACAGGAGGGAAGCGUGGCUGCUGGAAACGUCAGGGAAGUACUGGGCAGCAGAGAAAGUGGCCGGUGGAUAUCGCAACAUCUCAAACCAGUACAGCAUUACAACAAAAAUAGACAAAGAACACCCAGGAAUGAGGGAGUAUGCACAGAGCAAGGGCUGGUGGGACGGGAAGUCUCAAUUCAACUUCGCCACGGUCUACUCUUACGCGACUACAGCCAGAAUGGAGGCCGCCGGGAGCCGGUACUGUGAGGGGAAGAAGUUAUUGAAGAAGAGCAACGGUCACAUCACAGCAGAGACGAUGAUGGCUAUCCUGAGGGAUAAAGACAGUGGAAUCAACAUGGAGGGAAUGUUCCUGACCACUGGCAGUAUGGUGUCUGUGAUCCCCACAAACCUGUCUCUGCCAGCAGUUCAUUAUUUUACAGCAACCCCAGACCCUGAAAGGUCUGUUUUUAAACCCUUCAUCUUUGUGAAACACAUAAAUGCACUGAAGGAGACGACCUCUCCUUCGUACGGUCCUAAUGACCCUGUAAAGAAGAAGCCUCGCUUCCAGAGCAAGCCUGACCGUAAACACGAGUUGUUUGUAAAGCAUGAGCUAGUGGCCGCCAUCAUUGAUUCCCACAAGGACCGAGGAACAAAGAUUACAGAGUUUAUGCGAGAGCUAGAAAAGAAGCUGAUGACACAGAUGGAGAAGAUUUUUUCAGACGGCAUUGAGGAACCUGAUUUAUUUGCAAAUUUGUUCUCUCGCUCUGUUCAGCAAGAGAUGGAGGCAUAUAACAAAAGCUGAGAGGCCUACCAGUUGUGGAACUACAGACAGCUGUCCACAGUGACAGCUUAGGUUUUUGUUAGCAUCACAUGUUCUAAAUAAUAAAUCUGCAAAACACAAAGUAUUAUUUCACAAGAACUGAAGUGACCCUGGACACUCAUAGCCAUUAUCUACUUAAAAUUAAUAAAGAUCAUAAUGUAGA